CUUCCACAAAGCCACGCCGGAAUCAUGAACCGUCCGUCUCGAACAGACGAGCCCUACGAGGGGGAGGGCUACAACCAGAGUCCGAGUCCCCUAUCCAACGAUUUGACAACCAACGAGGACCUCAACGGCACCGUCAACGCGAGGGAGCUGGGGCCAGCACGAGACAGCAAAGAAGCGCUUGCCGGGGCCGGAGAUGUCGCUAUCACGCGCUCUGACGACAGCUGGGGGAAAGACGGCGUCGGCCCUGCGACGGGCGACCCGUCGGCCAAGUCUCCUGGACUUGGUCAACCCGAGGGGGAGGAUGCCCUUGCGGUUCCUCUCCCUACCCUUCACUCACAGCAUCCUUCCAACGGCCUAGACGAAGGCUCAGUCCGUAAGGGCAUCCUUGUUCGUGCCUGGAGUGCUGUUGUGAAGUUUGGGUCCUUCGUCGGGCCCGGAUUCAUGAUCUCUGUCGCAUAUAUCGAUCCCGGAAACUAUGCCACGGGCGUUGCGGCGGGAGCCACCUACCGCUUCAGGCUUCUCUUCGUCGUCCUCCUGGCCAACCUGUUUGCAAUCUUCCUCCAGAGCCUCUGCACCAAGCUCGGCACUGUCACCGGGCUCAACCUGGCCGAGGCGUGCCGGGCUUUCCUGCCGCGGUGGAUGAACUAUGUCCUCUACGUCUUUGCCGAGGUGGCCAUCAUCGCCACGGACAUUGCAGAGGUGAUCGGAUUCGCCAUCGGCCUGAACCUCCUCGUGCCCGCGAUCCCCCUGGUGGCGGGAUGUGCGAUUUCCAUUCUCGACGUCAUGAUCAUCCUCGUCUUCUACCGGCCCCACGGGUCCAUGAGGGGGCUGCGGAUGUUUGAGUACUUUGUCAUCGGCCUCGUCUUGGCCGUGGUGGUCUGCUUCUGUAUCCAGCUCUCGCUGAUCAAGGACACGCCGGUUGGAGAGGUAUUCCGUGGCUACCUACCCUCCCAUGCAGUAGUCGAAUCGCAAGGCUUGUACCAAGCUUGUGGCAUUCUUGGAGCGACUGUCAUGCCUCACAGCCUGUACCUCGGCUCCGGAAUCGUCCAAGCCCGCCUCCGGGAUUACGACACGAAGCACGGCCUGCUGCCUCCCGGCACAGGAGAAGUCGACCUCGGCGGUGAAAGCAUCGACAAGGACUACUACGUCCCGUCGGUACGAGCCAUCAAACACUGCCUCAAGACGUCGACGGCCGAGCUGGGGAUCUCCCUCUUCACGUUCGCCCUCUUCGUCAACUCCGCCAUCCUAAUUGUCGCGGGCGCCUCGCUCUUCGGCAACAAGGACGCCCCGGACGCGGACAUCUUCGGCAUCCACCAGCUCCUCACGGACUCCAUAUCCGGAGCGGCGGGCACCAUUUUCGCACUGGCGCUGCUCCUCUCGGGCGUCUCGGCCGGGAUCGUGUGCACGAUUGCCGGGCAGAUGGUCAGCGAGGGGGCGUUGAACUGGAAGAUGCGGCCCUGGCUACGGCGCCUCGCGACGCGGAGCAUCAGCGUCACGCCGAGCAUCGUCAUCGCCGGGGCUGUCGGCCGGCAGGGCGUGAGCGCGGCGCUGAACGCGUCGCAGGUCGUGCUCAGCGUUGUCCUGCCGUUCGUCACGGCGCCGCUGAUUUACUUUACGUGCCGCCACAAGUACAUGACGGUCCGUGAUGGCGAGGCUCGGUUGAGGAGCCGAGUUGACGAGGAGACCCUGGACGACGCGGGCGGUUUGGUCAAGAUGGCGAACUCGUGGUACACCGCGGCUCUCGCUGUCCUGAUAUGGGUCAUCAUCGCGGCGAUGAACGUGGCCAACUUGGUCCUGCUGGGGAAGGGCGAGUAAGGCUUGAGUGGGUGAAGGGGAAACCAGCAGGGAACUCGGUGAGGAGUUAUUCCUGCGGGCGGGGAAGAAAGGGGUGAGAUAGCAGUCGUUUUUUCUUUGCUUUCGUUGGAUGGUAGUCGCCUAUGUUCAUCUUUUUGGUUUGUAUUUCGAGUGUCUGGGAUGUUUCUCUUCUCUCUCCCUCAUUUGCGUUGUUCAACAAGCGCUGCCCUUACAUGAGGCUCAACCCCCAUGUCAAGCAAAAGUUGUGUGAGAUGGAAUGGACUUGGACCUCUGGGUUUCUUUCUCAUAUUUGUUUGUACCUUGAACAAAACUGUUCUGCGCGUUUCCUACCAUCACGUAGAUGGGCUUGGACAUGGUUAGAAUGGGUUUGACUCAAGUCGACCCCCACAUGGAGGAAUUUAGUUUCCGCAACAUGACGUCGGCGAACUUACAAUGCCAAAAACAAUCUCCUUUACGGCCAUCUAUAAAAACCAAGAACAAUUAACU
This is a messenger RNA of Colletotrichum destructivum, 2301 nucleotides long. RefSeq names its product Putative NRAMP family protein. Gene Ontology annotation, cellular component: membrane. The transcript is spliced from 4 exons. Gene Ontology annotation, molecular function: manganese ion transmembrane transporter activity; cadmium ion transmembrane transporter activity. The coding region runs from base 25 to 1815 and encodes 596 amino acids. Lineage: Eukaryota; Fungi; Ascomycota; Sordariomycetes; Glomerellales; Glomerellaceae. The record is from RefSeq and is a predicted model, not a curated record. Gene Ontology annotation, biological process: iron ion transport; intracellular manganese ion homeostasis.